CAAAAAUCCGCAUUGUUGCUUAGAAGCAUCUGUUAGUGUGUGCUUACGUCACGUACAGUUUUAUUCACGUUUAUCUUGUUGGAAAAUGAAAAAUUUUAGGUGUUUUCAGAGUGGUAGCGAUUAUAAAACAUUGCACGAAUCUUUUGAGGUCCAAUAGACCCAGAUAGUGACAGUUAACAGGGAAGCAUUCAAUUUUAAUUUUUUCGACAUCGAAAACGUGAUUUAACUUGUGAAUAAAGAAAAUAAAGAUGGGUAAGGCCGACGUAGCCAGCAUGCCUUUGCAUCACGAAAGCGGUAUCCAGAUUUGCGUCCCACCUCUAUGCAAACCUUUGUAUAUGUCGCCAACAUCAACAAACAUCACAAACGGCAUUAUUAUAAAUAAUAAUAAUAACAACAAAAAUACAUCAACAGUGGUGGCGAACGGUGGCAAAGGAGGGGAGACGAUUUAUUUGCAAAUGCCCAGCGAAAUGGAAAUUUUAGGUAAUCAAGUUGCUGGACAUAUGAAUGAUGGAAAAUGUAUUGGUAUGAUAAAACACAACGACACAGUAUUAAAACCGACGGUGGCGAAGGAGUGCCAUGAGCGCGAAAACUACUUCUACAGAGAACUAAGCAACACGGUGGACCGAUCGAUGAUACCUCUAAGAGAUCUGGUACCGAAGUAUCACGGUAACAUCACGGUGCCCAUCAACGGCAAAGACGUGGAGUGCAUCGCACUGGAAGAUCUGACCAAAGACUUCAAGGAACCUUGCAUUAUGGACAUCAAAAUUGGCAGAAGAACCUGGGAUCCCAAAGCCAGCUAUCAGAAGAUCAUGUCUGAGGAGAAGAAAUAUAUAGACUGCAGAAGAGAUUUAGGAUUUUGUAUACCUGGUUUCCAAGUAUACAAAGUUUUUAACGAUGAAUUGUGCAAAUUUGGCAAAGAUUAUGGGAAACAACUGGACAAAGAAUCUGCAAUUGAUGCGAUUAAGAUGUUUCUGAACGCUGACCAAGGUUUCUGCAGAAGUCUUAUAGUACAAAUCCUGGCGACUUUAUGGAGAAUCCAACACUGGGCCAGGAACCAACAAAGACUGAGAUUGUAUUCAUCUUCGAUACUUUUAAUUUACGACGCGCGACGUUUAAGGGAGUGCAUUAAGAAAAACCUGAAAUCCACCUUGAAACUGCAACGCAAAAACAGUUUGUACCGACCGAUGAGUUUGGCGGUUGGGCUAAACAACGAUUCGGAAAGAAUUCAGACUGGAUUUUCCGGGCAGCUCACCAAAGACGGGCCAAUAUUAAAAUCUUCAUCAUCGCACAACAAAAUCGUCGAUUUCAACCUCCCCAACCCGGUGAAUGUCAACAACACCUGGCAAAAGUCGAUAAAAAGUCUCAAACGUACGCACUCGUUCCAGAAUAAUUACGACAAAGACGUUCAGAAUAGAAAACGUGACUAUACAUACAUGUUGGAUGAGCUUUGCUGCGAAAACAAGUCCGAAUGUUGGGCGAACGUUAAGAUGAUCGACUUUUCGCACGUUUAUUCGGCGGAAAAUUGCGAUAUCGAUAAGAAUUACUUGGACGGAAUAGAAAAUUUAGUCGCCAUUUUCGAAGAUUUUCUCGUCGAAAGCGAAUAAAAGUUAUCUGGCUGUGUUAUCAUCGUAUUUUUUUAUUUGCCAUUUUUAUUUUUGACACUGUAAUAUUUUACUUGAUUGAUGCUCUCUUUGAGAGGAUAGUUGACAUUAUUUUUUAAAUAGAAGUAAAUUAUUUUUAUUAUGUGUAAUUUGGAUACUUAAUACAUGUAUUUUCAAUAA
Molecule: messenger RNA, 1781 nt
Organism: Brassicogethes aeneus
Lineage: Eukaryota; Metazoa; Arthropoda; Insecta; Coleoptera; Nitidulidae
Source: the annotation of a GenBank genome assembly